AUGGCGAGAUUCGGCUUCCUUUCGGCGUUGGCCGCCACGCUGCUUGCAGUGUCCUCCAAUGCCAUGGCGCUGGAGAAGCGUGCUUCGCUGCAGCAAGUUUCGGACUACGGUGACAACCCAGCUGGCGUGCCCAUGUACAUCUACGUCCCCGACAACCUUGCCACCAACCCCGGUAUCGUCGUCGCCGUUCACUACUGCACCGGCACCGCCCAGGCCUACUACUCGGGCUCGCCUUACGCCACGCUCGCCGAGCAGUACGGCUUCAUCGUCAUCUACCCGGAGAGCCCUCACUCCGGCACGUGCUGGGACGUCAGCUCGCAGGCGACCCUGACGCACAAUGGCGGCGGCGACAGCAACUCGAUCGCCAACAUGGUCAACUACGCCAUCGACAAGUACGGCGCCGACACCAGCAAGGUCUUCGUCACCGGCUCCAGCUCCGGCGCCAUGAUGACCAACGUCCUCGCCGCCACCUACCCCGGCCUCUUCCAAGCCGCCAUCGUCUACUCGGGCGUGCCGGCGGGCUGCUUCGUGUCGGCCGCCGGCGCCGUCGACGCAUGGAACAGCACCUGCUCUCAGGGCCAAUCCAUCACGACCCCCGAGCACUGGGCCUCCGUCGUCGAGGCCAUGUACCCCGGUUACACGGGCUCCCGCCCGCGCAUGCAGGUCUACCACGGCAGCACCGACUCCACCCUGCUGCCCCAGAACUACGACGAGACCAUGAAGCAGUGGGCCGGCGUUUUUGGUUAUGAUUACGAGAAUCCGCAGUCGACCCAGGCGAACACGCCGCUGGCGGGAUACACGAAGACGGUUUGGGGCGAGAGCGUGCAGGGGAUUUAUGCGGAGGGCGUCGGGCAUACGGUGCCGAUUAGGGGCGCUGACGAUAUGGCGUUCUUUGGGUUUGCGGCUUGA
Molecule: messenger RNA, 909 nt
Organism: Lasiodiplodia theobromae
Lineage: Eukaryota; Fungi; Ascomycota; Dothideomycetes; Botryosphaeriales; Botryosphaeriaceae
Product: Esterase PHB depolymerase
Exons: 4
Coding region: 1-909 (302 amino acids)
Cellular component (GO): extracellular region
Molecular function (GO): hydrolase activity
Source: RefSeq, a predicted model, not a curated record